This is a messenger RNA of Clarias gariepinus (North African catfish), 384 nucleotides long. RefSeq names its product histone H2A-like. The transcript has 2 exons. The record is from RefSeq and is a predicted model, not a curated record. NCBI's taxonomy places the organism in Eukaryota, Metazoa, Chordata, Actinopteri, Siluriformes, Clariidae. Bases 1 to 384 code for a protein of 127 amino acids. Gene Ontology annotation, molecular function: DNA binding; structural constituent of chromatin; protein heterodimerization activity. Gene Ontology annotation, cellular component: nucleosome.
AUGUCCCCUGACAAAACCGGGGGAAAAGCUCGCGCUAAGGCCAAGACUCGCUCAUCCAGAGCAGGAUUGCAGUUUCCCGUGGGCCGUGUCCAUAGGCUUCUCCGUAAAGGGAACUACGCCGAGCGUGUUGGUGCCGGUGCUCCGGUCUACUUGGCCGCCGUGUUGGAGUAUUUGACCGCUGAGAUUCUCGAGCUGGCUGGCAAUGCCGCCCGCGACAACAAGAAGACUCGUAUCAUUCCCCGACAUCUGCAGCUCGCUGUGCGUAACGAUGAGGAGCUGAACAAACUGCUCGGUGGAGUAACCAUCGCUCAGGGUGGUGUGUUGCCUAACAUCCAGGCUGUCCUUCUUCCCAAGAAGACCGAGAAGCCGGCCAAGACCAAGUAA